AUCAUAAAGUUAACAAUUCUGAAAAAAAACAUAAAAAAAGUAUUUAAAUAAAUUUUGGAUAAAUAAUCUUUCCCGCCCGAAGUGUACUGCGCAAAGAACCAAUUUUCAGUAAAUGCGCAUUACACAUGUUCUGUUAACAGCUUUUGAUUUUAGUGUUUACAUUUUUUAUCUGAAAAGUAAUUCCAAUUUCUUAAUGAUUCUUAGCGUAUUGACAAAUUAAAUAACUGUUUAAAAAUAUUCAGUAUACAGUAAUUAAUGUCUUUAAAAUAAUAGUGUUGUACAAUAAUUAAUCUUUCCUUGUGACAAUAUAAAAGCAUAUUUGAACGCAAGACAUCUGAUAACAAAUAACGACGAUACAUCUUUGUUUUACAGAAUAAAGACGAAUUUAGGGAUUUAAUAAUAUUUCAGGUAUGGAAGAAGUAUUACAAAUAGCUUCAUUAAAAUUUCACAAAAAUGAGACGCAGAAAGAAGCUAUUUUAGAUAAUUUUAUUCGCAAAAACGAUACAGAAAAAAUAAAAUUUGCUGUAGAGUAUUUGAUUCAAAAUUCAAGGUUUCCUAAAAUCACUCAUCAGUCGAAAGAUGCUUUGAAAGCGAAAGAUAAAAUUAGUGAAGCAAAUACUAUGAUGGCUAAAAAUGUAUCUUUCAAAAAAGUACUUGAAACUUAUACUGAAGCUAUUGCAUUUGCACCAGUCGGUUCAAAAGAAUUAGGUUUAGCCUAUGCUAAUCGAUCUGCCUUACUGUGCAAUGCCAAAUAUUAUGAAGAUUCUUUAAAAGAUAUCAAUAGAACUCUUCAACUUAGAUAUCCCGAUAAACUAAAAGCUGCACUAUUCAUACGCCGGGCAAAAAAUUUACUAGGAAUUGAUCCAUCAAUGCGUCCAGAAGUUACUGAAGCUAUACAAAAUGCUCAGAACUAUGUGGGUUUAGCAGAUCCUAUAAGUCGUCCAAGGCUUCAAGAGUCAUUAGAUUUAUUAAGAAUACUAAAAAAACCAUUGGAUCCUCCCGCGAAAAAAUGGGAUGAUAGAAAAUUUUUACCAAAAACGCCUUGUGGCAAUUCCAAGAUUUUACGAGUUUCAGAUGGUAUCGCUAUAAAAUACUCUGAAGAAUUUGGUAGACACAUUGUUGCUACACGAGAUAUAGACGCUGGCGAACCAAUUAUGGUUCAUAAAUCAUAUGUUGCUGUUCUGGCGACACAACAUUUGUAUUCUUACUGUUGGAAUUGUUCAAAAAGAGCUUGGACUGCAGUACCUUGUGCCCAUUGUGUGAAUAUUGUUUUUUGUAGCGAAGUUUGUCGAGACAAAGCUUGGCAAGAUUAUCAUGAUCUUGAAUGUUCGAUAGUAACUUCUCUUGCAGCUAAUAUUAUUUUACCAGUUGAUGUGAUGGCUUUGAGAAUAACAAUUAAAGCUUUUAAAGAAAUGAAAUCAAUUAAUGGCCUCAAAACGAAAAUUGGAAUACUUGAUGGAUUAACGGAUCCAAUAACAAAAUCUUUUAGUGAAGGAGUAUUUAACGACACAAAAUACGCAAGUGUUGGUACAUUAAUGAGAAGAUCAGAAACUCAAUAUCAAUUCGAACAUACUUUGAGAUGUGCAUGUCUUCUGUACUAUCUCGCGUCAGCAACAGAAAUAUUUGGGAGAAAAAUCUAUGAUUUCAAAGCUCUUCUUCAUAACCAAUCGGCAUUAUUUAUGGGUGGAUUGAUCUUUAGACAUUUUGAAAUCAUAUUAACAAAUGCAACAGGAAUUUUUUCAAAUGAUGAUGAAGGUAAAAAUUUUGCUAAAGGAGGCCAAUUAAUAUCUUUUCAAAGUCUCUUUAACCAUAGUUGUGAUCCUAAUGGAUAUCUAUAUACAUCCGGUGAUAUGAAUGCAAUUAUUGCUUUUGAUACGAUAAAAGCAGGUCAACAAAUUUUUUUAAAUUAUGGAAUUGGAUACACAGAAUGGCCAACUUAUGUAAGAAGAGAAAAACUUUUACGGACUCAUAAAUUUUUGUGUAAUUGUGAAGCAUGUAAAAAUGAUUGGGGUCCUGAUUUUUAUAUGCUUCCAAUCGGUGAAUUACCUUUAUCGCCUACAAUUAAGAAUCAACUGAACAUCAUAAAAAAAGAGAGUUACAACUACAGAUUCCCAUUAUCAUUUGAUAUGAUAGAUGAUAAAUCACCAAAUAACAUUGAAAAUAUUUUGUCAACAUUAUUUGAAAUCUUAAAUUCUUAUAGGGUAUUUUUAAAUGAACCCUGCCAAGAAACCCACACAUUAAAAAUAUCUUUAACUAAAAUUUAUAAUGCUCUAAGUCGUUAAUAAUUACUAUGCAAAGAAUUAUUAUUACAUAUCAUUUAAUAUUCGAUGUAGAUACAAUCUUGCGAAUGUUUUUCGAUUAAA
Messenger RNA from Chelonus insularis, 2363 nucleotides. Its product is annotated as SET and MYND domain-containing protein 4-like. NCBI's taxonomy places the organism in Eukaryota, Metazoa, Arthropoda, Insecta, Hymenoptera, Braconidae. Gene Ontology annotation, molecular function: histone deacetylase binding. The coding region runs from base 411 to 2282 and encodes 623 amino acids. The record is from RefSeq and is a predicted model, not a curated record. The transcript has 5 exons. Gene Ontology annotation, cellular component: cytoplasm; nucleus.